Molecule: messenger RNA, 1770 nt
Organism: Pangasianodon hypophthalmus (striped catfish)
Lineage: Eukaryota; Metazoa; Chordata; Actinopteri; Siluriformes; Pangasiidae
Product: cytochrome P450 2K6-like
Exons: 5
Coding region: 555-980 (141 amino acids)
Biological process (GO): xenobiotic metabolic process
Cellular component (GO): intracellular membrane-bounded organelle; cytoplasm
Molecular function (GO): iron ion binding; heme binding; oxidoreductase activity, acting on paired donors, with incorporation or reduction of molecular oxygen, reduced flavin or flavoprotein as one donor, and incorporation of one atom of oxygen
Source: RefSeq, a predicted model, not a curated record
UUUCUAAUGGGGAGAACUGGAAAGAGAUGAGACGUUUUGCUUUAACAAACCUUCGAGACUUUGGAAUGGGCAAGAGAGGCAGUGAAGAGAAAAUCACUGAGGAAAUCCAAUACCUUAAAGAAGUGUUUGAGAGCUUUGGAGGAAAACCAUUUGACACAACUGAACCAAUGAACUAUGCUGUCUCCAACAUCAUCUCAUCCAUUGUGUAUGGAAACAGAUUUGAGUACAGUGAUCCUCAAUUCAAAGAAAUGGUCAAAAGGGCAAAUGAGAAUGUCAGGAUUGGUGGGUCAGCUUCUAUGCGAAUCUUCAACAUACUUCCCUGGAUAGGUCCAUUCUUGAAAAGCAGAAGAACACUCCAUGCGAAUGGUGAGAAAAACAAGAAGCAGGUUCGUGAGCUGGUGAAUGCAUAGAAACCUGUAUGCAAGAAAAAAUGCAGUCCAACCGCAUCUCAUGACUGAUAAGAAUUGUAAAUGUUAGCUUUGUGAUUUCUGGUCUCCUAGCAAUCAGGACAGAAAAACUCUCGUUUCAGUGAGAAGAAUCUUAUCGCCACAGUGAUGAAUCUUUUUGUUGCUGGCACUGACACCACUAGCACAACACUGCGCUGGGGGAUGCUGCUUAUGGCUAAGUACCCUCACAUACAGGUUCGGGUCCAUGAGGAGAUUGACAGGGUGAUUGGAGGUCGUCAGCCAGUGGUGGAGGACAGGAAGAACUUGCCUUACACAGAUGCAGUGAUCCAUGAAAUCCAGAGACUGGCCAAUAUAAUUCCCAUGAGUCUACCCCACACCACCAGCUGGCGCAGGGUGUGCCUGGGAGAAAGCCUGGCCAGGAUGGAGCUCUUCCUCUUCUUCAGCUCCCUCCUGCAGCACUUCCGCUUCACUCCUCCACCAGGGGUGUCAGAGGAUCAGCUGGACCUCACAGGUGUGGUUGGGAUUACAGUGAACCCCUCUCCCCACAAGCUUUGUGCAGUGAAACGGACCUAAUCAAAGGAAGAUAAGCAAGGCAAUAAUACUUCAGAGGAUAGGAAAAAGCCUAUUUUUCAUUUUACUUUAUCUUGAUGGAUGUAAAAAAUCCUGAAACCUGUAUAAUAUUACCACAAUUCACUUUUCUAAACGUUAUGUCCUACCUGAAGGAGAACAAUCUCUGAAAUAAUUUAUCAAUCUAGCUUUUAUGGUAGAGUGGCUAGAUGGAAGCCACUCAGGUAAAAUGCAUAGGAUUGACACUUAAAGGACUCUGAAAGCAUGAGGGAAAAGAGUAUUUGUUCUGAUGAGACAAAAAUGAAACUUUUUGGACUGAACAAUACCUGACAACCUGGUAUUGCUCAUCGACUGGUAAUACUGUCCCUACAGUGAAGCAUGUUGGUGGCAACAUCAUGACAUGGGGGCGCUUCUCAGUGGCAGGGACUUUGAGACUGGUCACAACUGAGGGAAGUAUGAAAGCAGUAAAGUACAGAGAUGUUCUUGAAGAAAAUUGCUCCAAUGAGCAUGACAAUGAACUGAAGAAUACAGCCAAGCCAUUGAUGGAGAGACUUAGGGACAAGUCUCUGAACAUUCUUCACCGGCACAGCCAAAGCUCAGACUUGAAGCCACUGUGGAGAGAACUGAAGAUGGCAGUUCACAGUUCCCAAUCAAAUUUGAUUGAGCUUGAAAGGAUCUGCCAGGAAGAAUUGGAGAAACUGCCCAAAUUCAGGUGUGCAAAGUUUAUUCAAGAAGAGUCAGAGCUAUAAUUGUUGCCAAAGGUGUUGCUACAAAGUAUUGAAUAAAGAGUCUGAAU